Molecule: messenger RNA, 843 nt
Organism: Darwinula stevensoni
Lineage: Eukaryota; Metazoa; Arthropoda; Ostracoda; Podocopida; Darwinulidae
Source: the annotation of a GenBank genome assembly
AUGGAUCCUCGAGAUAGUUCCUCAUCGACCCAUGCCAUUCCUCUUCGCACCAGAUUCCCUCCAGAUGCAAUUCCAAAGGAAGACUUUUCGGUUGACUGGCUCUACGAGGCUCUAUGGGAUCUCUGGAAAGACUGGCUACCUGCAGACCAAAAAGAAAAUGUUCUUCACGGAGGAUACUAUUCCGUCUUGGCUCGACCCGGACUUCGAAUCAUCGCCAUCAAUAACAACUUCUGCUACGCUUUCAAUUGGUUCGUAUGGAUGGAUAUUCCGGAUCCAAACGAUCACCUGAGUUGGCUAGUGAAAGAGCUCCAACAAUCGGAACUGGCUGGAGAAAAGGUAUGGAUAAUCGGCCACAUCCCACCCGGAUCUACGGAAUGUCUUCCGACCUGGAGCUACAAUUAUCGUCGUAUUAUCAACAGGUAUGAGAGCACAGUGACAGGUCAGUUCUUCGGUCACACGCACAUGGAGGAGUAUAACGUGUUCUUCGAUGAGGAAAGACCAGAGAGAGCCAUGGUUCUAGACCAUGAGACGUGGGUCUUCAACUUGGAUGAAGCAAACGCAGCUGGGGAAAUCUCUUGGUACCUGCUAUACAAGGCUAAGGAAACAUUCGGACUACCGGAUCUCUCACCCAAGUCUUGGGCGAGUCUCACCUGGAGAAUGACAGAGGACGAUGUUCUCUUCCAGCAUUUUCAUCGGAUACACGUGAGCAAUUCCUCAUCUUCGUCGCCGAUCGUGAGCAGAUGCAACGAGGAAUGCAAACGACUCCGUCUGUGCUUCCUGUUCAGGGCGGAUUCCAGCGACACGACGCAGUGCAAACUCAUUUCCAACGCAGUCUUUCGAUGA